AUGCAGUACGAGUCGGAGUUUCGGUUCGACAUGGACGACAGCUUUAGCCUGUGCAGCCAGCCCAUGUCAUGCCCCUCGACCACAACAAGCUUCUCUUCCGCCUCAUCAGCUUACGACCCUUUCACUCCUACAUCACGACGCUCAACUCCCCAUGAAUUCGGCAACAUGGAAUUUGACGGCCCUUACAGCUCAGCCUCUCAUCGAGCUGAGUUGACACCUCCCUCUUCAGCAAUGGGAAAGUACAUGUUUGGUCCUAUCAAGUCUGAACCUGAGCACAUGUCAUUCCCUGACACCCUCCCCAACACUCCCAUGAAGCGGGAGCAACUUGGUUUCGAAUAUGACCAGAUGAUUGAUAUGAACAUGGCUCACCAUGGAUCAAUGGGAUCAUUGACACCAUCAAACUCUUUUGGCGUGUAUGGCUACUCGCCCGAGGCCUCUAUCGGAGCUACAUCUUUCAUGAUGACACCAACCCAAAGUCUCUCUGGAUCCGAGGCUGCUGAGACCGGCUCGUCUUGGUCAUGUGCCAACGACAGCCCAAUCUUCUCUUUCCCCAGCCGACAGCUUUUCAGUGACUCUGAGCCCUUUGACUUUGACCGACACUCCCAGUCUCCUCUCGGAUACCCCCUGCAUGAGAUCAACUCGCCCAACCGUAUACGAGCUCAGAGAAAGAUGGUACACGACAUUCAGCAAAAGACCAAUGAGCUGCAGCGAGCCCAGAUUCGAUCAUCAAGGAAGCGAUCUGUCAAGCCUGAUCCUUCACAAGUUGACGUUGUCCGAAGAGCUAUGUGCAAGUGCGACUAUCCUGGCUGCCACAAGGCCUUCCGACGAAAUGAGCAUCUUAAGCGUCACAAGCAAACUUAUCACGGGGAAGGACCCAAUCGUUUCUCCUGCGAGUUCUGUGGAAAGGACCAGUUCAACCGUCAAGACAAUCUCAACAACCACCGCAAGUUACACGCACGACCCAACAGCCGCAACCGUGGCGUUGAGUUCAUUCCUGCUGCGGUCCCAAUUAUUGAGCAAGAGGAGCGAAGCAGGAAGCGACGAGCACCUUCCAAGUCCAAGACUGCCGAGAAGCACGGCUCGGACUAUUGA
Molecule: messenger RNA, 1092 nt
Organism: Fusarium coffeatum
Lineage: Eukaryota; Fungi; Ascomycota; Sordariomycetes; Hypocreales; Nectriaceae
Exons: 2
Coding region: 1-1092 (363 amino acids)
Biological process (GO): regulation of transcription by RNA polymerase II
Molecular function (GO): RNA polymerase II cis-regulatory region sequence-specific DNA binding; DNA-binding transcription factor activity, RNA polymerase II-specific
Source: RefSeq, a predicted model, not a curated record